Esox lucius (northern pike) is the source of this 9663-nucleotide messenger RNA. RefSeq names its product adhesion G protein-coupled receptor G6 (gene adgrg6). Gene Ontology annotation, biological process: cell surface receptor signaling pathway; adenylate cyclase-activating G protein-coupled receptor signaling pathway; heart trabecula formation. The transcript has 26 exons. The coding region runs from base 2652 to 6386 and encodes 1244 amino acids. Gene Ontology annotation, molecular function: laminin binding; G protein-coupled receptor activity. NCBI's taxonomy places the organism in Eukaryota, Metazoa, Chordata, Actinopteri, Esociformes, Esocidae. The record is from RefSeq and is a predicted model, not a curated record. Gene Ontology annotation, cellular component: membrane.
UUCAAAUGUAUUAAACUAAUUGACUCUUUAUGUAACUUAGCUUUUAGAAUGACUGCUUUUUACCAUCUAGUACUUCAUUUUGUAACGGUAAUGAAACACUCCUUUGUAGCCAUCCAUGUUUAUUCAAAUGUGCUUGAACUCAAAAGGCUCAUUACAUUAAAGAAAGUCUUGAAAUAACAAUUUGUAAAUCUGAGGAAAUUAGAAGGGGGAAAAUUUUAUUUAUAAUUUAACUACACAGUCACCUGCUUCAUUCCUUUAAGCAUUGAAAUUAAAAGCUUGAAAAUUACCAAGAUUUGUCCUGGAUUUCAAGAAAGACAAAAACAUGGUUAAUCACACUGAUACCUCUGAGGCCAUUUUGUUUACUAAAUACAUCAAUCAGGUUGUGAUGUUCCACUGAGCGACAGUGAAUGCCAGCUAUUUUAGUUCUCCUUGUUAGUGGGUCCUUCAUACACUGAAUGCUGAUUGGCUGGUAAUAUUGGUCUAUGCCAUGGGUAUGACAAGAAAAUAUAGAUUUAGCUUUUCGACUAAAAAUAAUAUUGUGACAACAUCUAACUCAAAUUCUUGUAAUGCAAUGCUUUUUGAUUACUUACAUAAAUCAGCUUACAGAGAGACAGCCAUACUAGCACAGAAGUAAACAACCAGUGACAACAACCAGACUGUUUGCCUGCCGACAUGGUUGCUUUACUCACCAGCGGCCACAACAGCCAGGGGUGCUUUAAAGGACGUGACAUUUGGGGUCCUGAAAAGACAGUGUCCGUAUUACCUGUACCCUCCAUCUGGGAUAGGAAACGUUAUAGAACAGCCAGGUAAAUUAUUGUACUAAUAUUCUACAAUACUGCGACAUGGGUGUCAUUCUGCCAUGUUGCUAUUUCAGAAGGUAGUCCUUCCAACUUUCCUCUGUCAGUAAAUCAUAAAAUACCCCAAAAUAGGUAUUUAGAAACACAUAAUUGUGGUGUGGUAUAUGGCAAAUAUACCACGGCUAUAACACCUGAUGAUACAUGCCUCAGUGACUGGGUACAGCGCUUAGCUGUGCUAUAUUGGCAAUAUAUCACAAACCCCCCUAGAUACCUUAUUGCUCUUAUGAACCGGUUACUGAUGCAAUUAGAGCAGUAAAAAGUGAUGCGGUCUCAUACCCGUGUCACAUGGUCUCACAUACCAUGGCUAUCGGCCAAUUAGCAUUCAGGAUUCAAACAAACUGGUUUAUAAAUAUAAAUACAUUAAUGUGUUUAUGACUCCUAGAACUGAUUUUGCUCUUGGCUAACAUUGUUUUACUUCAUUAUCGGCCUAUUGCCUUAAGGGGUUGUAAAAAGGGCACUGGCCUUUUUUCUCUUGCCUGGCUGAUCUAUCAUCAGCAACAUCUGUAUUUGCCUUAAACCCUUCCUUUCUUCUAGCUGAUACGCAUGUUGUUGAUGCAAACACUAAUCAGGUGGUUUCCUUCCACAUAUAGUAUGUUAAGGGUGGAAACAGACAAACCUGCCUAAUAAGAAACAGUUGUUUCUUAUUAGUACCUUCUGGUACCUCAAAAUGGGCGGGGGGUUAAUGUACAAAACGACCUAUAACUUCUGAAUGGUUCAACAGGUUCAUGAAAAUACCCUUAGAUUCAUUGUCAUUUUAUCACUAUAAAUCCAAAGCGCUGGAAUGCAGACCCCCAAAAAAAGUGUCACUGUCCAAAAUGUUUUAGGAUUCUCUGUCUGUGCAUAUCGUCUGUAAGCCUUUUAUCUCAGUAAAAUCCCACCCCCUGUGCAGUGCUACUAGUAAAGACCAACCAUUAACUGCUGUACGUGUUUUUAAGGCAAGGCUGGACCUCUGCCGUUUCAUUGGAUAAGGUGGAUGCCUUCCAACCAUUUCUGUCUCAAGACAUUGGCUGUUUUGCCCCUCUGCAAUAUUUUUUAUAUUGCUGUAAUGCAGCUCACCUGCUUUACUGAAAAUACUGAAUCAAAUUAAAUUGUUGCAUGCUUCUAUAUCAGCAGGCCUCAUAAUAAAUGACAAAUAUAAAGAAAUUGAUACAAUAUAGUAACACAGAGUAUACACCAGAAUUAUGAAUGAAAAAAUAAAUUUAUCCAAACAAUUCACAGAGGAAUUUCAACCUUCAUGUGGAUUGGGAGGUUCUAGCCCCUCCUUUUCCUGUGGCCUAAGGUCAGCUCCUUUGCCUUGCUAAGGCCGAGGGAGAGAUGGUUGUCCUGGUACCACACUGACAGUUCUCCGACGCCUUCACUUCAUGAUGUCUCAUCAUCUUCGGUGAUCAGACUUACUACUGCUUUUGUCAUCAGCAAACUUGGUUUUGUAUUGCCGAUGCCGUAGCUCAUCCUCACAUAAUUUUAGGGUGGGGCGCCAGAAGGAGAGUACGUCCUCCAGCUGUGUGCAAGGACACGGUCCUGAGUGGGAAAACAGCCUUGCUGGUGUUUCAAGCAUCUUGAGCGACUUGGAACAGGUUCAUCAAGCGACAGGAGUACCCGACAAACUCUGGGAUAAGUGUCUUUAUCUAUUAUCUAUAUAACACUGAUUUGUUGUUAUCUGAAUUAUACCUUGAAAAGUUAGCGCGGGACGAAUUUAAAAAAGUUGCCAAUUCUUCCAUAACUGAGAAACUCAAGUCGGACGACACAAGGGGAGAAUGAUUCUUCAAAGAGACCAGCUCCCUCUCCAAUAAGAUAAUGGAGUCUCACAUCUGUGGAGGACGGUGGCGAUGGAAGUUCCGUCAUGCUCUGUGGGUUGCUCUCUUCUGGAUGUCCUUGCAAAGACUAGCAGUGUUGAGCUGUAGUAACUCCAACUGCGUUGUGGUGCUCACGGACUCCCAGGGUGCCUUUACCUCCCCCUGCUACUCUCAAGAUUACCCGAAAAGUCAGGCCUGCAAGUGGACUCUGCAGGCCCCAACUGGAUUCAUUGUCCAGAUAACCUUUCUGGACUUUGAGCUGGAGGAGGCCCUGGGGUGCAUCUAUGACCGUGUUGUGGUCAACACCGGAAACCAAACUGUGCCAUUUUGUGGCUUGACGGCCAACGGACUGAUGCUAAACUCCACCAGCAAUGUAAUGGAGGUAUCAUUUAACUCAGACUUUAGUGUCCAAAAGAGGGGAUUCAAUAUCAGUUACAGGCAAGUUGCUGUGGCGCUGAGAAACCAGAAGGUCACGUUGACGAACGAUGCAAGCAAAGUGGUCCAAGUUUCAAGUUUGGUGACAAUACCAACCCUUCAGGAGUUCACUGUGUGCUUUGAAAUAGCCCGGGCCACCCUGAAGAACAAGGAGACUAUCUUCUCUUACACCCAGCAAGUGAACAACGGUAAUGGAAACAAUAUUCACACUGGCAACAGUGGUAAUGUAGCCCUCAGUUUUGGAAAGAACCAGGAUGGAAUGGCGCUAGUCACAAGUACCGAGACAUGUCUGGUAGACUCUAUCCUCAACGCCACAGACAUCACUUCUACCAUGAAGCCAUUCUGUCUCACGUGGAACUCCAGCACAGGCAAGGUGACCGUCUACUAUAACAGCAACUACAGGGACAAGAUCUGCUCCAACAUGAUUGGUCACUCCCCAGUGGGUGCUGGGGGGCUCUUCAGGCUGGGCGACCAGGACAGCUUUGAUGGCACCAUCUAUAACUUCCGCCUGUGGGAUUAUGCCAUGAGCAUGACGCAGCUGGCCAGCCUCCCCUGUGACACCGUCGGCAAUGUCAUCGAUUGGGACAACAGCUUCUGGGAUAUCCCUGCUUCUCUGGCGCAGACUGACAGUACACUAAGCUGCAUCUGUUUCCCAAAUUGCAUACACUUAACAACAGCUGCUCCAUCUAGUGGCACCUCUGGACCCGUGUUUCCCUCCAUAACCACCAGCUGUGCCUGGCCUGGAAUGGGCUGCCCAGAGGUUCUUUUCUACAGGAUCUCCUUUGUUGUCAGUGUCAAGGGGACACAACUAACAGAGUCAGAUGUUGAGAAAACUGUUUCACAGUGGCUCAAUCAAACAUUCCAAAACUGGACACAUGUGGUUUAUGUCAAUAAUGUCAGUAUACAUCCUUACAGUGGCUCACUGGUGAAGAGGAGUGUCAGUAAAAAAUACACCUGUCAGGCCCUGUUGGUCUACAGGACCACCACAAACGUGACUCUGGGAGAAGCCGCCAUCUCAACGAGGAUGAAGGGAAGUGUCAGUAGCAUCGGCAGCGGACUACAGCUGGACUUGUUCUCUGCGCAGUCUGUUGAAAACUGCCCAGUGGACUCUUCCCUCCAUUACAGCUGGCCUGAAACCAGACCAGCAGCCACCUACUACAUCCCCUGUUUCCCCAACAAAGACCAGAAUGCGUCCAGAACAUGUGUAAUCAGCUAUGUGAACUACACAGCGUUUUGGGGCUCCCCAGUCCUCAAUAAUUGCACUGAUAUUGAUUCCAUUGAAGUUUCAGCAGAGAAUGCUGCUGAAGUUGCCGUCCAGCUCGCUGACAUCACCAACAAUGAGCUUUCCACAGACGAGGUGUCCAUGGUGGUGGGUAAAGUUCAGGAGCUGGUCACCGUGGCCAAGAUCAACUCGACUCUGGCCACCACCGUAGUGAGCAUCAUCUCGAACGUGAUGGCCAGCUCCGUGACGGCUCUGGCUGUAGCCUCGGAGAGGACAUUGAAGACGGUGGAUGAGCUGAUUCAAAAGAUAGAGUUUGAUGGUCCUUCAGUGAGCAUCACCUCUAAAAACCUUGCUCUUGGCAUCUCAGCUUUCAACUCCAGCGAGUUCAGCGGGACCUCCUUCAGUGCAUUCCUACACCCUAACACCACAGACCUUCAGAUUGACUUUAAGUCAGAUCAGCUGAACCCACUGGCUCAGGUCACACUGCCUGCUACUCUGCUAAAAAACCUGACCCUGACUGAGGCUGAGAUCACUGCACUCUCCAGGAUCAACUUCAUGUUCUUCAGCAAGACAGGACUAUUCCAGGAUAAACAGGAUGGGCUGUCUCUUAACAGCUACGUUGUUGCCAGCAGUGUGGGCAAUUACUCCAUCAGUAACCUGGAGGAUCCGGUGGAGAUUGAGAUAGCCCAUCUUAACUACCUGCCCAAGCCAAAACCAACCUGUAUGUUCUGGGAUUUUACCAUGAAAAACGGUGCAGGUGGCUGGAACAGUAAGGGCUGCAGGGUGAGUCCCACGUCCAAUGGAAACAAGACCAUCUGCCUCUGUGACCACCUCACACACUUUGGCAUCCUAAUGGAUAUCUCUGGAUCAGCUGCACAGAUUGAUGCAAAAAACAACCAGAUUCUCACCUUUAUAACCUACAUUGGAUGUGGCAUAUCAGCCAUCUUCUCUGCUGCCACACUUCUGACUUAUAUUGCUUUUGAGAAGUUGCGUCGUGACUACCCGUCUAAGAUCCUGAUGAAUCUGAGCACGUCACUGCUCUUCCUCAACAUGGUGUUCCUGUUGGAUGGCUGGCUGGCCUCCUUUGACGUGGAGGGCCUUUGUGUGGCUGUGGCCAUCUUCCUCCACUUCUUUCUGCUCACAUCCUUCACCUGGAUGGGCCUCGAGUCCAUUCACAUGUACAUUGCACUUGUCAAAGUCUUCAACACCUACAUUCGGAGGUACAUCCUCAAGUUCUGCAUCGUUGGCUGGGGACUUCCUGCUGCAAUAGUUGCCAUAGUGGCAGCGAGUGACAAAACCUCCUAUGGGACAAUGGAGUAUGGAAAGGGGGAGACCGGACAAGGCUCCUCAGCAUUCUGCUGGAUCCAGAGCAAGGUGGUGUUCUAUGUGACGUGCGUGGGCUACUUCUCCGUCAUCUUCCUUGUGAACGUGGCCAUGUUCAUCGUGGUCAUGAUCCAGAUCUGUGGUCGCAACGGGAAACGCAGUAACCGCACUCUGAGGGAUGAGGUCCUGAGAAACCUGAGGAGCGUCGUCAGUCUCACCUUCCUCUUGGGGAUGACGUGGGGCUUUGCCUUCUUCGCCUGGGGACCAGUCAACCUGGCCUUCAUGUACCUCUUCACCAUCUUCAACUCACUGCAAGGUUUAUUUAUCUUCAUAUUCCACUGUGCGCUGAAGGAAAAUGUCCAGAAACAGUGGAGGAGAUACUUGUGUUGUGGCAGAUUCCGCCUGGCAGACAACUCAGACUGGAGCAAGACAGCCACUAACAACACCAAAAAGGUUAGCUCAGACACCGUGGGGAAGUCUCUCUCCUCCAGUUCCUUUGGCUCCAGUACAGCAAACUGGACUUCCAAGGCAAAAGCAACUCUAAACCCAUUUGCUAAGAGGAAAAGUAAUGCAGGUAAACGCUACUCCAACCAGACCAAUCCUAAAAGUGGCUCCUCUGAAGGUGAGGCCUCCUCCUCCAUAAUCCCUGUGCACCAGGUCAUUGACAAGGUCAAAGGUUACUGCUCUGUGCGCUCUGACAAUUUCUACAAGAACAUCAUCAUGUCAGACAGCUUCAGCCACAGCACCAAGUUCUAGAGCAAUGAGCUGUUCCUCUUUCUGCUGCUGCUAUCCCCUAACCGGUUAAGAUCUCCCCAGGAGUGUGGCCUUCCAGAGGAGCCAGGCAGUAGCUAGUGCUAUGAAUGUGUGUACACUGUACUAUACUUAGUCCAGUCAGUACUGUAGGGGAUAUUGGAAAAAGUAUAGUUGUGUAUAAAGGGAAACGGAGAAGCAGAGAAUUUACAUACUGUGAUGAUAAUCUUCAACUGGCUAUGUGUAAAUAUUGAUGUUUUAUCUAAUAUGCCCCCUAUAAUUGCUUCUCAGUUGGUUUUGCACAUGCCUUGGGUUUUCUUUGGGGGUCGCCUUUCCUGUGCAGAAAUAUCAACACUCUUGACAGUUCUGCAGUCUAAAGAAUGCCUCUAUGGGGCAGCGGGGAAGGCGCAAAGACACAAAAUCUGGACCAAAUAUUCAGGAAUAGGCCUGAAAUUGAAACCCAAAGAAUGCCAAAUGCAAGGGACCUUUUUAAAAGCUGUAGCAUUGUCAGUAUGUGUUAAAAAGGGAACAGGUUAAAAAGUGUAGUUAUUAUUAGUCUAUUUGUGAAUUGUGUGUGUGUGUGUGUGUGUGUGUGUUUUGCGCUGGAAAACAAUAUUAUGUUCCUUUAAGUGCCUUAAAUGGGGAAGUUUUGCAUUAAGUGCCUACUUUGUCUUGGUUAGUCUACCAACAUCAUCAACAAUAUUUUUACAUGUAUAUUUUUAAGCCUUCAGAUGCUCUACUACUGAAUAACACAUGCAGAAAGGCAUUUGUCCAUCUACUACUACUUAAUUUUGGUCACUUUUAAGAACAACCUCUGUGGGUGAUGUGUGUCACAGGUCAUUUCUUUGACUUCUAUGGAUAUAGGUCGCCAAACUCCGGCUUUUAAGUCUGGCUUUGGUCAGAAAGACCAAUGCUAUAGCUUGAUUUAAAUUUAAAGGCAUUCAUGUUAUAUGCUGUGUGUUGGUUUAAAAAUAAUCAUAUUUUCUAUAAGAUCAGUAUGGAACUAGUUUCAUAAACGUUCCACAUUUGAACAUUACGCAAUACAGCAACACACAGUACGGAAUGAAAGGGAACAACAAACACCUGCAUUAUCUUUUCAUCAAGUACAUUUUAAAAGGAAAAUGUUUAAAAGGAAAGCUUUUUCAUCUGCUCUAUGGUGUUGCUUUUGUUCUGUUACAGGGAUAUUUUUUGCAUGUUAGACUUGAGAUAAAUUUUUGUGCAAACAUUCUAAAUGUUUUUCGAUCAAAGCUCCAUUCCUGAGCCUAGUUGGCUUAAAUGAGACAUACUAGUGUUAUUUGAAUGACAACAAAUGCACUGUACUGUGUUCAGAACUCUACAGCCAUGUCAUGUAUGUAUGGCCUAUGCACGCCUGCCAAUAUAAAAACCUUUUUUCACUAUUACAGGCACUCGUGUGUAACUUGAAUUGUAUGACGCAAAUUGUAAAAAAAGAGAAGUGUCGUUAAAAAAAACAAGGAGAAAACAGGAAGUAUACACAUAUACAUUAUACACCAUUAUGUUUGUAAUAGUGGAGAUAGCCUAGGGUAUUGUCAUGAUACAUAAGAUGGUUGUAGUUCCUUUAAGGACUUUUUAAAACACAUUGCUGUGUGUCCUUUGGUGUCCAUCCACAAUCAUUGAGCAUAGCUCAAGUAAGAGCUACUAUGCCAGCUGAAGUAGAUUAAGAAUUGAACUUUGACUGACAAACACUGUCUGGAUGAUGUCACAACACUGAAACUAAGUGGGAAAAUGAGGUCUAACAGGCAAAAGAACGGAAUAUCCCUUUAACAUGGUAGUUGUCUUGUCCUGAAUAGAUUGCAUAAUGUUACGUUGCUCUGUAAGCUAUUUUUGUGUUUGUGAAAUGAUAGAACAAUCUUGUUGUCCUACCCUAUCUUUAUAUUUAUUUCCAUAGAGCUCUUUGCGUUGGUUGUUCUUGAAUUCUCAACGCCAGUUGAUCAGGACUAGAUAGAUAUCAGGACUCGCCAGGUCCAGACUGGAUAGAUAUAGAUGUAGAGAGACACCGUAUUGCGGAGGUAAAAACAUUUAGGAUUUUGGCAGCAUCAGUCUUGACCUGGGCAGUUAAACAAGGCCAAAUGUGUUUUGGAAACUAGGCCUUCUAGGUUAUAAUUAGAGAUUCAGAUUCUGCGGAGGGAAUCCGGAAUUUAUUUGUGUGUAAAUGUUUCUAUUACUGUAAUCAUUCAUCCAGGAAACAGAGCUAGGAAAGUGCUAUGGUUAGAUCCUAACCAACAUUGUACCUAUGUAUAACUCUGAUAUAUAUGUCUGGUCUUGUGUGUAUUCUGAAAAAAAUGUCAGACCCCUUAUUUGUUUUUCCACAACAUUUGUCAGUAAUAUAUUUUUAAGCUGUCUCUGUAGGUCUCAACACUAUUGACUAAAUCUUUCUCAAAUAAAGGGAAUUAAAAAGACUAAAAUGUAACUCGUAUUUUACCAAGUUGAUUAAUUAAGAACACAUUCUCAAUGACAGCAAUGGCCUGUGGAAUGGGGGAGAUGAAUUAGCCAAUCAGAACUAGGUUAUGUUUCCCAGUUCGGGAAUUUUGUCAGGACAUCAGGGUUAACACUCCCAUUAUUAUUAUUAUAAGUGCUGUUGGAUAUUUGUGAUGACCAUAUUGUCAGGAAAUCCCAUCUCAAAGAUGACCGCUUACACAAGCCCAUGUCCCCAAUCACAGCGCAGGGAUAUUUUUAGACCAGAAUAAACAAUGACCCAAACUGGCCGCUCAAAACCAUUUCCAUCCAGGAACAAUCCUGCUUAGCUUCUGAGGCAAGACAUCAGUGAAAUACAGGGUGGUUUGCUGCUGCCUCGCUAAUUCUGUUAACCCUAAUAUUUAUCAUGGCAUGUCCUACUGUAUGUACCAAGUUAUUUUAUGAGUAAUCUUUUUAUUUUUUUUAUUUUUAAUUAAAUUAAAGAUCAGUUUCUACACCAGAUAAUUUUCUCCAUCACUGCACUGGGGAUCUAUUUAGACCAGAGAAAAUAAUGACUCAAACCAGCUCUCCAACACCAACUUCAACAGCAUGGUCUCCCAUCCAAUGUGAACCUAGGUUAUCUUCGGAACAAAGCUAGCCCUAAGAUGCAGGGUGGUUUGCAGAAUUAAACAGGGUGGUUUAAUUCUGUUAACCCUAUAUUUGUCAUGGCCUGUCCUACUGUAUGCACCACAUUUAGUAUUUCCUUUACCAUCUUACUUUAACAUUUCUGCACAAUUGGUAACUUUUCACAUUGAGGUUUAUUCAGAAGAUCUUAUUAUGUAUCUCACAAGCUCAGAUACCUCAGUCAUAU